AAGCCUUAUGAGUGUUGUGAAUGUGGGAAAGCUUUUACCCGCAAUAAUUCCCUUCUUAUCCACAAGAGAGUUCACACUGGAGAAAAAUCUUAUGAAUGUGGUGAAUGUGGGAAGUCUUUUAGGGAUAAUAGUCAGCUCCUUAUCCAUAUGAGAAGUCACACUGGAGAGAAGCCCUAUGUGUGCAGCGAAUGUGGGAAAGCAUUUAACCGCAAUUAUUCUCUUCUAAUCCACAAGAGAGUUCACACUGGAGAAAAACCUUAUGAAUGUGGUGAAUGUGGGAAGUCUUUUAGGGAUAAUAAGCAGCUCCUUAUCCACAACAGAGUUCACACUGGAGAAAAACCUUAUGAGUGUGGUGAAUGUGGGAAGUCUUUUAGGGAUAAUAAGCAGCUCCUUAUCCACAACAGAGUUCACACUGGAGAAAAACCUUAUGAGUGUGGUGAAUGUGGGAAGUCUUUUAGGGAUAAUAAGCAGCUCCUUAUCCACAAGAGAAUUCACACUGGAGAAAAACCUUAUGAAUGUAGUGAAUGUGGGAAGUAUUUUAGGAGAAAUAGUCACCUCCUUAUCCACAAGAGAGUUCACAAUGGAGAAAAACCUUAUGAAUGUGGUGAAUGUGGAAAGUCCUUUAGGCAAAAUAAUCACCUACUUAUCCACAAGAGAGUUCACACUGGAGAAAAACCUUAUGAAUGUGGUGAUUGUGGGAAGUCUUUUAGGCAAAAUAGUCAGCUCCUUAUACACAAAAGAGUUCACACUGUAGAAAAACUUUAUGAAUGUGGUGAAUGUGGGAAGUCUUUUAGGGAUAAUAAGCUGCUCCUUAUCCACAAGCAUGUUCACACUGGGGAAAAACCUUAUGAAUGUAGUGAAUGUGGGAAGUCUUUUAGGCAAAAUAGUCACCUCCUUAUCCACAACAGAGUUCACACUGGAGAAAAACCUUAUGAAUGUGGUGAAUGUGGCAAAUCUUUUAGGGAUAAUAAGCAGCUCCUUAUCCACAACAGAGUUCACACUGGAGGAAAACCUUAUGAAUGUGGUGAAUGUGGGAAGUCUUUUAGGGAUAAUAAGCAGCUCCUUAUCCACAACAGAGUUCACACUGGAGAAAAACCUUAUGAGUGUGGUGAAUGUGGGAAGUCUUUUAGGGAUAAUAAGCAGCUCCUUGUCCACAACAGAGUUCACACUGGAGAAAAACCUUAUGAGUGUGGUGAAUGUGGGAAGUCUUUUAGGGAUAAUAAGCAGCUCCUUAUCCACAACAGAGUUCACACUGGAGAAAAACCUUAUGAGUGUGGUGAAUGUGGGAAGUCUUUUAGGGAUAAUAAGCAGCUCCUUAUCCACAAGAGAAUUCACACUGGAGAAAAACCUUAUGAAUGUAGUGAAUGUGGGAAGUAUUUUAGGAGAAAUAGUCACCUCCUUAUCCACAAGAGAGUUCACAAUGGAGAAAAACCUUAUGAAUGUGGUGAAUGUGGAAAGUCCUUUAGGCAAAAUGAUCACCUACUUAUCCACAAGAGAAACAGAUUUCACACUGGAGAAAAACCUUAUGAGUGUGGUGAAUGUGGGAAGUCUUUUAGGGAUAAUAAGCAGCUCCUUAUCCACAACAGAGUUCACACUGGAGGAAAACCUUAUGAAUGUGGUGAAUGUGGGAAGUCUUUUAGGGAUAAUAAGCAGCUCCUUAUCCACAACAGAUUUCACACUGGAGAAAAACCUUAUGAGUGUGGUGAAUGUGGGAAGUCUUUUAGGGAUAAUAAGCAGCUCCUUGUCCACAACAGAGUUCACACUGGAGAAAAACCUUAUGAGUGUGGUGAAUGUGGGAAGUCUUUUAGGGAUAAUAAGCAGCUCCUUAUACACAACAGAGUUCACACUGGAAAAAAACCUUAUGAAUGUGGUGAAUGUGGGAAGCCUUUUAGGCAAAAUAGUGUUUUUGAGGUUCUUGGAUGCCAGUCCAAUUUAAGGGCCCUUUCCAAUUACAUUGUCAAAAGACAGACUUGUCAGCAGUACAGCCACUUGGCUUGUGAUAUUUACCUGGAUUCUGACAUAAAGAAGGAAAAUAAAAUAAUGCAGCAAACACUUAAUUGGAAGCUUGGCAAAUUUUCUCCAAGUGAGUUCUCUCCAAUGAAAGACCUAGAUAGCCACCAGCAACUCCAAGGUGGAGCAACUCUGGUGGAAAAGAAUCUUUCCCAAAAGUUUCAUCCAAAGUCCCAGACCUGA
Molecule: messenger RNA, 2193 nt
Organism: Myotis daubentonii (Daubenton's bat)
Lineage: Eukaryota; Metazoa; Chordata; Mammalia; Chiroptera; Vespertilionidae
Product: zinc finger protein 345-like
Exons: 5
Source: RefSeq, a predicted model, not a curated record